Cajanus cajan (pigeon pea) is the source of this 1339-nucleotide messenger RNA. RefSeq names its product putative polygalacturonase At3g15720. The record is from RefSeq and is a predicted model, not a curated record. Gene Ontology annotation, biological process: carbohydrate metabolic process. Gene Ontology annotation, molecular function: polygalacturonase activity. Lineage: Eukaryota; Viridiplantae; Streptophyta; Magnoliopsida; Fabales; Fabaceae.
GUAAAAGAAAAAUUUUGUUUAAUUUGCAAGUUGACUUUUGUUGAAAAUGCAAAGGCUAUUGAUCUGUUGUAUUUUGAUUCAUUUUUUUGUUUCACCCACUUUGUGUAUCCGAAGCAAUGCUCUAUCCCAAAUGACAUAUGUUAAUGUGAUGGACCAAGGUGCUCAUGGUGACGGAAAAAUUGAUGAUUCAAAUGCCAUUUUAAGUGCAUGGCAGCGUGUGUGUGGAAUGGCAGGUCCAUCAACUCUUGUCAUACCUUCAGGAAAAAUAUUCUUUGUGAAAAGAUUAGAGCUCAAUGGUCCUUGCAAGGCACAAAGUGUUGGCAUUCAGUUUGCAGGGAAAAUAGUUCCGCCUACUAUGGAUACAUGGGUUGGUGAUAGGGGAAGUUGGAUUGUGAUCUCAGAUGUAAACAAUCUAACAAUUGAUGCAAAAGGAGGAAUUAUCGAUGGCAAUGGUUCUUCUUGGUGGGAGAAAUGCAGAAGUUGUAGACGACCAACCUCCCUGCGUUUCCACAAUUGUAAUGGUCUUGUUGUGAAUUCUCUGAGCAUGACUAAUAGUCCUGGAGCUCACAUAUCUGUAAAUGGUUGCAACGGUGCAAAAUUCUCUGGAGUGAGUAUUACUGCUCCUGAGCACAGUCCAAACACCGAUGGUUUUGAUAUUGCUGUGUCCAAAUAUAUAACCAUAAAAGAUUCUACUAUAGCAACUGGUGAUGAUUGUAUUGCCAUCAAUGGUGGCUGCUCCAACAUCAAUGCUACUAGGCUUUUCUGUGGACCAGGCCAUGGGAUAAGCAUUGGCAGUCUUGGUAAAAAUGGAUCUCAUGAGAUAGUUGAAGAAAUUUAUGUAAAUAACUGCAGCUUCAUUGGGACGACAAACGGAGCAAGAAUUAAAACAUGGCCAGGUGGAUCAGGUUAUGCAAGAAAAAUCACUUUCGAUCAAAUCAUACUAAAAAAUGCUCAAAAUCCAAUAAUUAUAGAUCAGAACUAUGGUGUUAAGCAACCAAGUGCAUCGGAACAAGCAGUGAUGGUGAGUGAAGUGACUUAUCGUGGAUUUGUUGGAACUUCGGCUAGGGACUUAGCAAUAGUCUUGAAAUGUAGCACAUUGGGUUGUUUCAAUAUUACAUUUGAUAAUGUUCACAUUGUCUCUUCACAACCAGGAAAGCCGGCCUAUGCUUCUUACAACAACACCCAUGGAACAGUUAUUAACACUGUUCCAAAAAUCUCUUUGUUGAAAUGAAUUCAGAAACUUAAAGUGAAAUGAAGAUUAUUAUAUUAGAUACUUGUUGAUUUUUCAAUUUAUCUAUUAUGUAGGAAGGUCCUAAUCUGAUGGUGAUACAAAAUUAUA